GUUGUUGACGGUGUCGUGACGUAACGCCCGUGACGUUCCUGUGGCAUACCCGACCCCGAGUCCGACUUGAGCAGCAGGAAAGCAUCAGACGACUCUAAAACAUGGCUUUAAAUCGGAAUCACUCGCAAAACGGCGGCGUUGUGAUAAGCAACGGAGAAAGUGUUGUAAGGGAAUGUAAGAAUGUGGAGCUGUCAUUCAGCGAUGUCGCCUGCAAGACAGACCUGCUGAGGGGGACUAAGAAGGGCACCGUUUACCUCACGCCAUACAGGCUGGUGUUUGUUUCCAGUAAUACCAAGGAUUGCCUGGGUUCAGCCAUGUUCCCCUAUUAUCUGAUGAAGGGCUGCAGCAUUGAGCAGCCAGUCUUUGGGGCCAACUACAUUAAAGGAACAGUGUCCGCUGAACCUGGUGGUGGCUGGGAGGGCCAGGCCCAUUUCAAGAUGUCAUUUCCCAGUGGAGGAGCCAUAGAGCUGGGACAGGAUCUCUUCAAACUGGCCACAAAUGCUUCUCGUGCUGCUCCUGCACAAAACGGUGCUGCCUCUUACGGCUAUCCUUCACCUGGAAUGAUGAAUGGCUACGGCCCACCUCCGCAUGCUCCUCCCGCCUAUCCUUACCCAUCCCCUCCCCAGCAGAAUGGAUUCUACCAGGGCCCUCCCCCUGCUGCUGGUAACAUGGGCUACCCCUGUCCAACAGCCACUGCAGGAAUGUACCCAUCUGGUUUUGACUACAUGGCCCCACCUCCUCCCUACCCUGGGCCACCCCAAAAUUGGACUGCACCGCCCCAGAACUGGACAGCAACACCGACACCACCUCCAGGUAACUCCAAGGCAGCUGAAGCAGCAGGCAGUGCGUACUACAAUCCCAGCAAUCCACACAAUGUCUACAUGCCCAAUGAACGGCCUCCACCAUAUGCACCUUAUCCAAACUCUCCUGACAAGAAAAGCAACUGAGACUCUUGCACUUCAAUGACACUCCUCUCUCUUCCUCUGUAUCUUAAAUAUAUUCUAAAGCCAGGAGUAAUGUUCACGGAUACCUACUUGAUUGUAGAAUAUAGAAAAGAAAAUGCAAGUAAUAGAGGGCUCAAAGAUGUCAGUGAUAAAUCACCAAUGAAUCAACAACAUUUUGGAUACUGGAAUAGCUCAUUAAGCAGUCACGUAUAUUAAAUAGAGUUUUUCCCUUUUACAUAAAUUCACUUAAAAUGAUUGAUGGCUUGGACCUUUUCUGAGACUCGUCACUGUUAACAUUCUGAGUGACUGGAUUUAUUUACUCUGUCUCUCUCUAACAAGGUAAUGGGAACCUAAACUGUCCUUGUUAAGAGCUGUAAGGAGGAGGUAGUAUGGGGAAUGUAUUUUUAAAGACGGAGAUUUAUUACCGAAA
This is a messenger RNA of Micropterus dolomieu (smallmouth bass), 1374 nucleotides long. RefSeq names its product WBP2 N-terminal like (gene wbp2nl). The record is from RefSeq and is a predicted model, not a curated record. Lineage: Eukaryota; Metazoa; Chordata; Actinopteri; Centrarchiformes; Centrarchidae. Gene Ontology annotation, cellular component: nucleus. Gene Ontology annotation, biological process: positive regulation of DNA-templated transcription. The transcript is spliced from 8 exons. Gene Ontology annotation, molecular function: transcription coactivator activity; chromatin DNA binding. Bases 102 to 947 code for a protein of 281 amino acids.